Rhinichthys klamathensis goyatoka is the source of this 754-nucleotide messenger RNA. RefSeq names its product mitochondrial ribosomal protein S36 (gene kgd4). Gene Ontology annotation, biological process: 2-oxoglutarate metabolic process. The coding region runs from base 111 to 452 and encodes 113 amino acids. Lineage: Eukaryota; Metazoa; Chordata; Actinopteri; Cypriniformes; Leuciscidae. The record is from RefSeq and is a predicted model, not a curated record. The transcript has 5 exons.
ACACAGGCGACUAUCUUGACGGUGCUUAGUGUGUCUCGGAGGUCAACAUGGAAAAAUAAGGUUAUAUUGCUCAGCUAGAUAGCGUAUUGAUGCAGUGAUCGGAUGUCGUCAUGGGAAGCAAAGUGAGUGGCAAGAUGGCAGCUGCCAGUCGGGUCGUACAGGUUGUACGACCUCAUGCUCCUUUAAUUAAAUUUCCAGAUCGAAACGUCGUUCCUAGGCCGAAUGUACAAGAAGCACUGAAGGUGCUUUCAGCCAGUCUCCCACAGAUCUCCCCAUCCGCACCUCCUCCUGCAACGUCAAUAUCACCUCCACCCAGACCACCGGCACCCAUCAACCGACUGGCGGGAACCCCUGACAGUGUCUCUGUUGUUAAAGAUUUCCCUCAGAGAUACCGCAGAAGAACCCUUGCAUUAGAUGAAAUGGACUACAUCCAGCGAGGCGGACCAGAGUGACUCGUCUGGUCCAGUUUAUUCAGACUCCUUAUUUGUGGAAAUCUGACGACUUGCUUUUUUUUUUUUCUCAGUACAAGAGGAGUUCAUAAUGUCAUCUAAAUAAAUUAUAGUUAUAUUGUACAUACAGAUUAUCAUUUGACAUUUGCUCUGUAUUUACAUUAAAAUGCAAAACUCUUUGCCUUCCUAUUCUUCAAUCCAUCUGUGUUGUAUUGGCCACUCUGUCCAGCACCUCUUCUGACCAUCAUGAACAGUUGAUGAACUUCAUUAUGUAUUCUGGAUUCAGAGAAAAGCAUUCAGUGCCA